Knipowitschia caucasica is the source of this 5079-nucleotide messenger RNA. The record is from the annotation of a GenBank genome assembly. Lineage: Eukaryota; Metazoa; Chordata; Actinopteri; Gobiiformes; Gobiidae.
AUGUGCUGGGGGAUGUCCAAAAGAGCCAUGCAAAACCUCUUCCGUCUCCGUUUAGGAGUUUCGGAUCUGGACACGGGGGGAGGGAGAUCCGAAACCCCUGAACGGAGAAGGGAGAGGGUUUGCACGGCUCUUUGGGACAUUCCUUCCAAACUGGAGCACAAAGCACAUGGAUCGGACCGCGUCUUCAGUCAGACCGCGUCUUCAGUCAGACCACGUCUUCAGUCAGACCGCGUCUUCAGUCAGACCGCGUCUUCAGUCAGACCACGUCUUCAGUCAGACCACGUCUUCAGUCAGACCACGUCUUCAGUCAGACCGCGUCUUCAGUCAGACCGCGUCUUCAGUCAGACCGCGUCUUCAGUCAGACCGCGUCUUCAGUCAGACCACGUCUUCAGUCAGACCGCGUCUUCAGUCAGACCACGUCUUCAGUCAGACCACGUCUUCAGUCAGACCGCGUCUUCAGUCAGACCACGUCUUCAGUCAGACCACGUCUUCAGUCAGACCACGUCUUCAGUCAGACCACGUCUUCAGUCAGACCACGUCUUCAGUCAGACCGCGUCUUCAGUCAGACCGCGUCUUCAGUCAGACCACGUCUUCAGUCAGACCGCGUCUUCAGUCAGACCGCGUCUUCAGUCGGACCACGUCUUCAGUCGGACCACGUCUUCAGUCAGACCACGUCUUCAGUCAGACCGCGUCUUCAGUCAGACCGCGUCUUCAGUCAGACCACGUCUUCAGUCAGACCACGUCUUCAGUCAGACCACGUCUUCAGUCAGACCGCGUCUUCAGUCAGACCGCGUCUUCAGUCAGACCACGUCUUCAGUCAGACCACGUCUUCAGUCAGACCACGUCUUCAGUCAGACCACGUCUUCAGUCAGACCGCGUCUUCAGUCAGACCACGUCUUCAGUCAGACCACGUCUUCAGUCAGACCACGUCUUCAGUCAGACCACGUCUUCAGUCAGACCACGUCUUCAGUCAGACCACGUCUUCAGUCAGACCGCGUCUUCAGUCAGACCGCGUCUUCAGUCAGACCGCGUCUUCAGUCAGACCGCGUCUUCAGUCAGACCACGUCUUCAGUCAGACCACGUCUUCAGUCAGACCGCGUCUUCAGUCAGACCGCGUCUUCAGUCAGACCACGUCUUCAGUCAGACCGCGUCUUCAGUCAGACCACGUCUUCAGUCAGACCACGUCUUCAGUCAGACCGCGUCUUCAGUCAGACCGCGUCUUCAGUCAGACCACGUCUUCAGUCAGACCACGUCUUCAGUCAGACCACGUCUUCAGUCAGACCACGUCUUCAGUCAGACCGCGUCUUCAGUCAGACCACGUCUUCAGUCAGACCGCGUCUUCAGUCAGACCACGUCUUCAGUCAGACCACGUCUUCAGUCAGACCACGUCUUCAGUCAGACCACGUCUUCAGUCAGACCGCGUCUUCAGUCAGACCGCGUCGUCUUCAGUCAGACCGCGUCUUCAGUCAGACCACGUCUUCAGUCAGACCGCGUCUUCAGUCAGACCACGUCUUCAGUCAGACCGCGUCUUCAGUCAGACCACGUCUUCAGUCAGACCACGUCUUCAGUCAGACCACGUCUUCAGUCAGACCACGUCUUCAGUCAGACCACGUCUUCAGUCAGACCACGUCUUCAGUCAGACCACGUCUUCAGUCAGACCACGUCUUCAGUCAGACCACGUCUUCAGUCAGACCACGUCUUCAGUCAGACCGCGUCUUCAGUCAGACCACGUCUUCAGUCAGACCGCGUCUUCAGUCAGACCGCGUCUUCAGUCAGACCACGUCUUCAGUCAGACCACGUCUUCAGUCAGACCACGUCUUCAGUCAGACCACGUCUUCAGUCAGACCACUUCGUCUUCAGUCAGACCGCGUCUUCAGUCAGACCACGUCUUCAGUCAGACCACGUCUUCAGUCAGACCACGUCUUCAGUCAGACCACGUCUUCAGUCAGACCACGUCUUCAGUCAGACCACGUCUUCAGUCAGACCACGUCUUCAGUCAGACCACGUCUUCAGUCAGACCACGUCUUCAGUCAGACCACGUCUUCAGUCAGACCACGUCUUCAGUCAGACCGCGUCUUCAGUCAGACCGCGUCUUCAGUCAGACCGCGUCUUCAGUCAGACCGCGUCUUCAGUCAGACCACGUCUUCAGUCAGACCGCGUCUUCAGUCAGACCGCGUCUUCAGUCAGACCACGUCUUCAGUCAGACCGCGUCUUCAGUCAGACCGCGUCUUCAGUCAGACCACGUCUUCAGUCAGACCACUUCGUCUUCAGUCAGACCACGUCUUCAGUCAGACCACGUCUUCAGUCAGACCACGUCUUCAGUCAGACCACGUCUUCAGUCAGACCACGUCUUCAGUCAGACCGCGUCUUCAGUCAGACCGCGUCGUCUUCAGUCAGACCGCGUCUUCAGUCAGACCACGUCUUCAGUCAGACCACGUCUUCAGUCAGACCACGUCUUCAGUCAGACCACGUCUUCAGUCAGACCACGUCUUCAGUCAGACCACGUCUUCAGUCAGACCACGUCUUCAGUCAGACCGCGUCUUCAGUCAGACCACGUCUUCAGUCAGACCGCGUCUUCAGUCAGACCGCGUCUUCAGUCAGACCGCGUCUUCAGUCAGACCACGUCUUCAGUCAGACCGCGUCUUCAGUCAGACCGCGUCUUCAGUCAGACCGCGUCUUCAGUCAGACCACGUCUUCAGUCAGACCACGUCUUCAGUCAGACCACGUCUUCAGUCAGACCGCGUCUUCAGUCAGACCACGUCUUCAGUCAGACCGCGUCUUCAGUCAGACCACGUCUUCAGUCAGACCACGUCUUCAGUCAGACCACGUCUUCAGUCAGACCACGUCUUCAGUCAGACCACGUCUUCAGUCAGACCACUUCGUCUUCAGUCAGACCGCGUCUUCAGUCAGACCACGUCUUCAGUCAGACCGCGUCUUCAGUCAGACCACGUCUUCAGUCAGACCGCGUCUUCAGUCAGACCACGUCUUCAGUCAGACCGCGUCUUCAGUCAGACCACGUCUUCAGUCAGACCACGUCUUCAGUCAGACCACGUCUUCAGUCAGACCGCGUCUUCAGUCAGACCACGUCUUCAGUCAGACCGCGUCUUCAGUCAGACCGCGUCUUCAGUCAGACCGCGUCUUCAGUCAGACCACGUCUUCAGUCAGACCACGUCUUCAGUCGGACCACGUCUUCAGUCAGACCACGUCUUCAGUCAGACCACGUCUUCAGUCAGACCGCGUCUUCAGUCAGACCACUUCGUCUUCAGUCAGACCACGUCUUCAGUCAGACCACUUCGUCUUCAGUCAGACCGCGUCUUCAGUCAGACCGCGUCUUCAGUCAGACCACGUCUUCAGUCAGACCGCGUCUUCAGUCAGACCACGUCUUCAGUCAGACCACGUCUUCAGUCAGACCACGUCUUCAGUCAGACCGCGUCUUCAGUCAGACCACGUCUUCAGUCAGACCACGUCUUCAGUCAGACCACGUCUUCAGUCAGACCACGUCUUCAGUCAGACCACGUCUUCAGUCAGACCACGUCUUCAGUCAGACCACGUCUUCAGUCAGACCACGUCUUCAGUCAGACCACGUCUUCAGUCAGACCACGUCUUCAGUCAGACCACGUCUUCAGUCAGACCACGUCUUCAGUCGGACCACGUCUUCAGUCAGACCGCGUCUUCAGUCAGACCACGUCUUCAGUCAGACCGCGUCUUCAGUCAGACCGCGUCUUCAGUCAGACCACGUCUUCAGUCAGACCGCGUCUUCAGUCAGACCACGUCUUCAGUCAGACCACGUCUUCAGUCAGACCACGUCUUCAGUCAGACCGCGUCUUCAGUCAGACCGCGUCUUCAGUCAGACCACGUCUUCAGUCAGACCACGUCUUCAGUCAGACCACGUCUUCAGUCAGACCACGUCUUCAGUCAGACCACGUCUUCAGUCAGACCACUUCGUCUUCAGUCAGACCACGUCUUCAGUCAGACCACGUCUUCAGUCAGACCGCGUCUUCAGUCGGACCACGUCUUCAGUCAGACCACGUCUUCAGUCAGACCACGUCUUCAGUCAGACCGCGUCUUCAGUCAGACCGCGUCUUCAGUCAGACCGCGUCUUCAGUCAGACCACGUCUUCAGUCAGACCACGUCUUCAGUCAGACCACGUCUUCAGUCAGACCACGUCUUCAGUCAGACCACGUCGUCUUCAGUCAGACCGCGUCUUCAGUCAGACCGCGUCUUCAGUCAGACCACUCGUCUUCAGUCCGCGUCUUCAGUCGGACCGCGUCUUCAGUCGGACCGCGUCUUCAGUCAGACCACGUCUUCAGUCAGACCACGUCUUCAGUCAGACCACGUCUUCAGUCAGACCGCGUCUUCAGUCAGACCGCGUCUUCAGUCAGACCACGUCUUCAGUCAGACCACGUCUUCAGUCAGACCACGUCUUCAGUCAGACCGCGUCUUCAGUCAGACCACGUCUUCAGUCAGACCGCGUCUUCAGUCAGACCACGUCUUCAGUCAGACCGCGUCUUCAGUCAGACCGCGUCUUCAGUCAGACCGCGUCUUCAGUCAGACCACUUCGUCUUCAGUCAGACCACGUCUUCAGUCAGACCACGUCUUCAGUCAGACCACGUCUUCAGUCAGACCACGUCUUCAGUCAGACCGCGUCGUCUUCAGUCAGACCGCGUCUUCAGUCAGACCACGUCUUCAGUCAGACCACGUCUUCAGUCAGACCACGUCUUCAGUCAGACCACGUCUUCAGUCAGACCGCGUCUUCAGUCGGACCGCGUCUUCAGUCAGACCACGUCGUCUUCAGUCAGACCACGUCUUCAGUCAGACCACGUCUUCAGUCAGACCGCGUCUUCAGUCAGACCACGUCUUCAGUCAGACCGCGUCUUCAGUCAGACCACGUCUUCAGUCAGACCACGUCUUCAGUCAGACCACGUCUUCAGUCAGACCACGUCUUCAGUCAGACCGCGUCUUCAGUCGGACCACGUCGUCAGUCGGACCACGUCUUCAGUCGGACCACGUCUUCAGUCGGACCACGUCUUCAGUCAGACCACGUCUUCAGUCAGACCACGUCUUCAGUCAGACCACUGA